This is a messenger RNA of Oryzias latipes (Japanese medaka), 3605 nucleotides long. It is a transcript of the gene foxn4, whose product is annotated as forkhead box N4. The record is from RefSeq and is a predicted model, not a curated record. Lineage: Eukaryota; Metazoa; Chordata; Actinopteri; Beloniformes; Adrianichthyidae. Gene Ontology annotation, biological process: regulation of transcription by RNA polymerase II. Gene Ontology annotation, molecular function: transcription cis-regulatory region binding; DNA-binding transcription factor activity, RNA polymerase II-specific.
AAGCACUUCCUCAGAAAAAAAAAAGUUCACACUCACAAGCUCAGAUGCCACCACAAGUUGAGUCUCUGAACGUCUUAGUACUUGUCGAGGGACCUUUUGGGAAUAUACAGGGAAAUAAGAGCAGCAAUAAGGACAUUUUCUCAUGACUCUUCAUUUACUUUUGAAUAAUUUUUGCGCGCUAUCUCUGUCUUAUAGUUCCAAAUGAACAGAUGUUUUUCGUUGCACUCCGGUCAACCAGAGCAAGAAAAGGACUGUUAACCUUUGAGAUUCCGACUUUAGAGUUUCCCAAUUAUGCAGAAACGGAUUACAGGCUGAUUUAUUUCAUGCGCUUGGCACGUUUAGAGGCUCUUGGAUGAAUGCGUAAAAGCGCACAGCGGACUCGCAAAUUACCCUCACAGCUCAUCCUUGUUCUUUAAUCGUUUGCUGUAAAGUGUUGUAAGUUGUUGGGACUGUUGACAGACACUGCGUGAACAACAGCUGUCAAACUCAUGGGACCCUCCUGCACACCCGCGGGCAACCAAGUCCCGUGAGGUUCCUACUGCGCAUGUCAGAGCGCUGGACAGCUCCGGAGAGGGAAAUUUAAAAACGGUUUUUUUGAGGAGAAUCGAGUGCAGCACAGUGGAAUACAGUACUGGGGAGUUUGGGAGCGGCUGUCACGCUUUUUAGUUUCAACCAAAGCAGGAAUAAGCCUCCACACAUCCUAGGAAAUGAUAGAAGGUGGAAUAACUCCCAGGAUGUCAGGAAUAAUUGAGAAUGCUGGGCAUCAUCCAUCCCCACAGGACUACAGGCUUCUGACCACAGACCCCUCCCAGCUGCGGGUGGAGGACCUCCCCGGGGACCUUCAGUCUCUGUCAUGGCUCACCUCUGUGGAUGUGCCCCGGCUACAGCAGAUGGCUGAUAGCAGAGGCCACAGUAACGGCCCCCCCUCCCAGGGUAGCUUGCUAGAGCAACAAACAGUUCAACUGAGCAGUAUGACCAUACCAGUGAGCCAAGCCUCCAUUCUCCACCUGCAGAGUAACAUGCAGCACAGUCCUUUGGGGAUGAGCAUCACCAGCAACCACCCUGGAAGUAUGUCUCCAUUCUCCAUGAAUGGACUUCCCUCCCCAGGGUAUCAGUGCCCAACCUCAGUUUAUCAGGCAACACCACAACAGGUGUACUCUCUAACACAAACUGGACAACAGUGUUCAACGGCUGGGCUUUAUAGCAAUGUCUCUUUUAACAACCAAAGUCUGUUCACACAACCUCGCCUGGCACCACAGGAGCGGGAGCUGCAGCCCAAGUCUUUUCCCAAACCGAUCUACUCUUACAGUUGUUUAAUUGCCAUGGCACUGAAGAACAGCAAAACUGGCAGCCUUCCAGUCAGUGAGAUUUAUAGCUUUAUGAAGGAACACUUUCCUUAUUUCAAGACUGCACCUGAUGGAUGGAAGAAUUCGGUCAGACACAACCUCUCCUUGAACAAAUGCUUUGAGAAGGUGGAGAACAAGACAAGCAACUCAUCCCGCAAGGGCUGUCUAUGGGCACUGAACCCUGCCAAAAUUGACAAGAUGGAAGAAGAGAUGCAGAAGUGGAAACGCAAGGACCUCCCAGCUAUUCGGCGCAGCAUGGCCAACCCCGACGAGUUGGACAAACUCAUCACAGACCGUCCAGAGAGCUGCAGGCGUAAGGCUUUAGAGCCUGGUAUGACCCGGCUGGCUGGUUGCCCAAGUGGCCUACCGCUGGCAGUGCCGGCUCAGAUGCAGUCCCAGCCCAUAGUCACUCUGUCCCUGCCCUGUUUGUCCAUGCAACAACACCACCAACUCCAGGCUCAGCUGCAGGCUCAGGCUCGGCUGACCCCCAUGUCGCCUGCCCCAGCCCAGACACCUCCCCUCCACUCGGUCCCUGACCUUUGCCACAGUCCGCUCGCACAGCAGCCCAGCAAGCCUCCGGAGAAUUUUUACAGUCUGCACAGCGAUGCAAACACAGAGGUGGAUGCAUUGGACCCCAGCAUCAUGGACUUCGCCCUUCAAGGUAAUUUGUGGGAAGAAAUGAAAGACGACAGCUUUAACCUGGAUGCUUUGGGGACCUUCAGUAACUCCCCCCUCCGAUUAUCAGACUGUGACUUGGGAACGGCCGCUCUCCCUCCUGCAUCCAGUGGAGCAAAUCUGCCGUUGUCAGAGGUGCAAGUGUCAGGGCUCUACACCUCCUACACCUCCCAGGAUCCCUUGUAUUCUCAGUACAUGGGUGCCCCGGCCAACAGCAAGCCCAUUGCCCUGCUUUAAAGAAGCCAUUUCUUCAGAGAUUUGACGAUUUCAUCUUUGGGUCUGGACUUUUGUGCCAUUAAAAACCUGGAGGAUCAUUCCAAAAAAACUGGGAUUUGUUUAAGCCUGCUGGAGAAAUCCCCACAAAGAAACGAUGAAUUAAGUGGAGGCUGGAAUAACUAAAUAAAACAAGCUAUAUAUUGAUUUGCCAAGGAAAAACUCAAAGCCAGUGUUGGUGGAAAGACCGCAGAGAGUUAGGUGUUUGUUAGCACUCACCCAUUCUUCCAACUCUCCAUUUUGUGCUGAAAGCCUUUCCUUAAUGUAGUUCCCAAUCUUUUGUUUGCUGUAUUGUGCUAGAAAUUAUUGAUGUGAUGUUUUAUUUAUAUUUAUAAAAGGCAGCUAGAGAAGGUGAUGACCACAUCAAUCUUUUGCUGUAUAUAUUUGAAUUCCGAGUCUUCUAUAACCACAGAUUUCUUUUUUUAUUGGAUCUAUUCAUUUAUAAACCAUUCCGCUGUUACACACUUCUUUUCUACUCACUGUGAUUGACACGUCUGAGGGUCAGAUGUGUGUCUUAUUCAUGUGAACACAAUAAAAAUGGGUCAACGAAAGAAGCUUCUUAAUAUUUAUUAAAAUCAAUGGCAAAAAGUUAUAAACACCUCUUUGUAAAAUAUAAAGUACUCAAAGUAGUUAAAAUACAUUUGAAUGAAAUAUCAGUAUUUGAUCACAAAUAUGGCAAAUCAAGACAUUGCUUGAGGCCCCACUUAGGCAACUAUUGGUGAUGAAACAUUGAAAGUUUUUGAAGCUUUUCACCAAACAAAAACAAGAAAAAUGACAACAAAAUAAAUGCUAAGGAGUUUCAAAUAGUGCCAUUCUUUCCGUACAAUUAUCUUAAGCUCAUAACAAAAUUUACAGCAAUAAUAAACGAGAGUGAAAAUGAUGCUGGAGGGAACCGAUCGAGAUGCCCGAGAAAAAAAAACCUUUUCAGACAUGCAAACACAACGGUUUAACAUAUUGAGAACUGUAGAUCUAGUCUUACUAGAAAGUAUCUCUAAUAGACAAGUCAUUUCAAAACAUUUUUUUACUAAAGAUAUUCAGAGAGACUUAAGAUCAGCGAGUUUAAGAUUUAGCAUUUCAUGUUAAAUCUUGAAGAUUAUACCUGGCACUUAAAAUCAAGAGUCCCAUUUAAUGAAAGCUGUUUUUUUUUGCCCCGGUAGACUCCACAGGGUUCAAAUUUAACACCGACUCCUGUUGUGCAGAAACAAAGUGAAAAUGUGCAUUACAGUGAUAACGUGAAAUAAAACAAAAAAAACAGGUUCCUUAAGCUGAUACUCAACUUCAAGAUCCUUUCAUUUCAUGUCGACAAACACA